AUGUCCGACAAUGUGACCGGCUUCGUCCCAUUCAAUUACUUGGAUGUAUACAAGGAAUUUCCUAUUCUGGAAACUGGUAUUGGAAAAAUAGCCGAGUCAUUUCUACUAGUCAAAGCCAUGUACUCCUAUAGUCCUGUGGAAGCAGACGAAUUGUCCUUUCUCAUUGGGGACCAGAUCCAGGUGCUCGAAAAGUUUGACGAUGGCUGGUGGCUUGGUAAUUCUUUGGCUUCUUUUCAUAGGUCGCUGCAACGACUGUCAGGGCGUGUUUCCCUCAAACUAUGUGGCAUAAUCAUUUUAGACUAA
This is a messenger RNA of Mitosporidium daphniae, 303 nucleotides long. RefSeq lists its product as uncharacterized. The record is from RefSeq and is a predicted model, not a curated record. Gene Ontology annotation, molecular function: protein binding. NCBI's taxonomy places the organism in Eukaryota, Fungi, Microsporidia. The transcript has a single exon. The coding region runs from base 1 to 303 and encodes 100 amino acids.